CUGGGGUUUUUCCCAGCAUGGCAGAGUCCAGAGCAUCUGUCUGCAGGGAAAGAGCCUCGGGGGAACCAGGGCAUGACAUGGUCUCCAGCCCCUUAUGAAACCUGCCCAAUCUCCCUGCUCCUCUGCCAGGCUGAGGAAUCGCGUCCACGUUUUGCUCCAGAUCGUCCCAUCUUCCAGGAGACAGGGCAGGGAAAUGGCCGUGAUGGAGCCAGCUCAGAUGCCAGUGACCUUCGAGGACGUGGCUGUGUAUUUCACCCAGGGGCAGGGGGCUCUGCUGGACCCCGCUCAGAAAGCCCUGUACAGGGACGUCAUGCAGGAGAACUACAAGACAGUGACGUCACUGGGAUUCCCCCUUCCCAAACCUGACCUGAUCACCCGGCUGGAACAAGGGAAAGAGCCGUGGGUGCCCGAUCUCCAGGUCUAUGAGAAAAGCGAACUCCCGAGAAGCCCCCACACAGCAGGUAACGAGACAGUGAAUGAGAAUAAGGAUGGGAAUCAACAGCAGGAAGUUCAUGGGCACAGAGACCCACAGGGGACCUUUGUGGGAAGAGCUGAAGGAAAUUUCUCCCAGUGCUUGGAACAUGGAGAAGCCUGGAGGAAUUGGCAGAGGUCAGAGAGUCUGCUGGGAAACCACUCAAGGGAGCAAAUGGAUGAAUCUGUUAUAUAUGGGGAAGCACACAGGAAUCCCACAGCCCGGCAGACAACCCCCAAGGAAGACAAACACUAUGACUACCUCGGUUCUGUUACGCUUCAGGCAAUAAAUACUGGAGAGAAAACACUUCAAUGGUUGGACUCUGGGGAAAACAUCAGUAAGUGUUCAGAUCUUGCUAACCAUGGGAGAAGCCACCCGGGAGAGAGACCCUCUCAGUGCCUUGAGGGCAGGAAUUGUUUGAAUUGGAAGUCAGCACCGAUUACACAUCAGAAAACCCACACUGGAGACAGACCACAUAAGUGCUUAGACUGUGUAAAAAGUUUCACCUGCAGAUCAGCCCUUGUUAGACAUCAGGCAAUCCACACCGGAGAGAGACCCCAUAAGUGCUUGGAUUGUGGGAAAAGUUUCAUACAGAGGUCAAACCUUGUUACACAUCAGGCAAUCCACACCAGGGAGAGACCCCAUAAGUGCUUAGACUGUGGGAAAAGUUUCACAUGGAGGUCAGCCCUUGUUAAACAUAUGGCAGUCCACACCGGAGAGAGACCCUAUAAGUGCUUAGACUGUGGGAAAAGUUUCACAUGCAGAUCAGCCCUUGUAAGACAUCUGGCAAUCCACACGGGAGAGAGACCCCAUAGGUGCUUGGAUUGUGGGAAAAGUUUCGUACAGAGGUCAGCCCUUGUUAAACAUCUGGCAAUCCACACCAGCGAGAGACCCCAUAAGUGCUUGGACUGUGGGAAAAGUUUCAUAGAGAGGUCAGCCCUUGUUACACAUCAGGCAGUCCACACCAGGGAGAGACCCCAUAAGUGCUUAGACUGUGGGAAAAGUUUCACAUGGAGGUCAGCCCUUGUUACUCAUCAGGCAGUCCACACCGGAGAGAGACCCCACAAGUGCUUAGACUGUGGGAAAAGUUUCACAUGCAGAUCAGCCCUUGUAAGACAUCUGGCAAUCCACACCGGAGAGAGACGCCAUAAAUGCUUAGACUGUGGAAAAAGUUUCCUGCGGAGAUCACACCUUCUUAUGCAUCAGGCAGUCCACACUGGAGAGAGAUGCCACAAGUGCUUAGACUGUGGAAAAAGUUUCAUACGGAGGUCAAACCUUGUUAAUCAUCAGGCAAGCCACACAGGAGAGACACCCCACAAGUGCUUAGACUGUGGGAAAAGUUUCAUACAGAGGUCAGGCCUUGUUUCACAUCAGAGAAUCCACACAGGGGAGAGACCCCACAAGUGCUUAGACUGUGGGAAAAGUUUCCUAUAUAGGUCAAACCUUGUUAAUCAUCAGGCAAUCCAUACAGGAGAGAGACCCCACAAGUGCUUAGACUGUGAGAAAAGUUUCAUACAGAGGUCAGUCCUUGUUUCACAUCAGAGAAUCCACACAGGGGAGAGCCCCCACAAGUGCUUAGACUGUGGGAAAAAUUUCCUGUAUAGGUCAAACCUUGUUAAUCAUCAGGCAAUCCAUACAGGAGAGAGACCCCACAAGUGCUUAGACUGUGGGAAAAGUUUCAUACAGAGGCCAAGUCUUCUAACACACCAGGCAGUCCACACCGGAGAGAGACCCCACAAGUGCUUAGACUGUGGGAAAAGUUUCAUACGGAGGUCAAGCCUUCUAAUACAUCAGGCAAUCCACACCGGAGAGAGACCCCACAAGUGCUUAGACUGUGGGAAAAGUUUCAUACGGAGGUCAGACCUUCUUGUGCAUCAGGCAAUCCACACCGGAGAGAUACCGCAUAAGUGCUUGGACUGUGGGAAAAGUUUCAUACAGAGGUCGGACCUUCUUGUGCAUCAGGCAAUCCACACCGGAGAGAGACCCCAUAAAUGCUUAGACUGUGGGAAAAGUUUCCUACGGAGAUCACACCUUCUUAUGCAUCAGGCAGUCCACACCGGAGGGGGCCAUAAGUGCUUAGACUGUGGGAAAAGUUUCGCAUAUAGAUCAGUCCUGGUUACACAUAAGAGAUUACACACGGGGGAGAGACCCCAUAAGUGCUUAGACUGUGGAAAAAGUUUCAUACAGAAGUCAAACCUUGUUAAACAUCAGAGAAUACACACUGGAGAGAGACCCCAUAAGUGCUUAGACUGUGGAAAAAGCUUCCUACAGAGAUCACACCUUCUUAUGCAUCAGGCAGUCCACACUGGAGAGGGACAUAAGUGCUUAGAUUGUGGGAAAAGUUUCAGAUGGAGGUCAGCCUUUGUUAAUCAUCAGAGAAUCCACACAGGAGAGAGACCCCACAAGUGCUUGGACUGUGGGAAAAGUUUCACAUGGAAGUCAGCCCUUGUUAAACAUCAAGUAGUCCAUACAAGAGAGAGACCAUAAGACUCUGGGAAAGGUUUCAGAAACAGAUCAGCCUUUCUAAACAUCAGGAAAUACACACAUGAGAGAGACCCCCGUAAGUGCACAGACUAUGGAAAAAUGUUUCAAAUUGAUGUCAUCCCUUGUUUUACAUCAGAGAAUGCACACAGAGGAGUGACCUCAUAACUUUUUAGCCUGUGAAAGAUGUUUUAAACGGAGGUCAAAUCUUAUUCCAAAUUGGGCAAUCUACACAGGAGAGAGACCCCAUAAGUCUUUGGACCAUGUGAAAAGUUCCAUGGAAAGAUCAAAUCUUAUAACACUCAGAGGAUCCACACAGGAGAGAGACCCCAUCAGAGCUCAGACUGGAAAAAGUUUCCUACAUAGGUCAGACCUUGUUAAAAGUCAGCUAAUCCACACAGGAGAGAUCCCAUAAGUGCUUAGGCUGUGGGGAAGGUUUUAUAUGGAGCUCGGGCCAUGUUUUACAUCAGAGAAUCCACGUAGGAGACCCCAUAAGUGCAUAGACUAUGGAGAAUGUUUCCUACCGUGGUCAAGUGCUUGGACCAUGGGAAAAGUUUCAGAAACACCUCAGCCCUACAGAAUAUCAGCCAAUCCACACAGGAGAGAGAUCCCAUAACUGCUUAGACUGUGGAAAAAGUUUCAUAUGGAGAUCAGACCUUGCUAAAAUCAGGCAGUCCACACAGGAGAGAGACCCCAUAAGUGCUUGGACUGUGAGAAAAGUUUCAUACAGAGGUCAGACCUUGUUAAACAUCAGGCAAUCCCCACCGAAUAUUGACCCCUUAAGUGCUUAGACUGUGGGAAACAUUGCAGAAACUGAUCAGUCCUUGUUUUACAUCAGAGAAUCCACAAGACUCCAUAGGUGCUUGGACUGUGACAAAAGUUGUACACAGAGAUCACACCUCAUUAAACAUUGAGAAUUCACACACGAUCUAAACUUCUGAGACGCAUGGCCUGAAAGAGUUAAGAACCUUGCAGGCUAAUUCACCAAGCUUCAACCUUUAGAGACAUGUUAGAAAAGUGUUUAAAUGGUAUUUAGGGCCAUUCCAAGAAAUAUAGACUAGAACUUUGAAAUGUAACCUGCAGUUGUUAAAAAAUUGAAAGAAGAUAGUAGUGCUGUUGACUAAUUGCAGUUGAGUCGUGUGAUUAGCUCAAAAAAAUUCAUUGUGGUUAGAAAAAUUUAUCUUGAGGAAUCACAUUGUUAAACAAUAGAAUACUAGUUGAAAUUUGUUAAAUGUUUUUGGAUGUUUUUCUACGUUUUCAUAUCUAUUGAUUUCCCUCACAACAAAGGAGAGAAAGCGUGCAGGGCUCGCUUUAUAUUAUUUUUUAUUACAAAUAUUUGUAUUGUAAACAUGCAAAACAGAAGUGGUAUUUUUCAGUUCACCUCAUACAGGUACUGUAGUGCAAUCUCUUUACUAGGAAAGUGUACCUUAGAAACAUCGAUUACUUUAAUUAUAUAAGUGCACUCAAAAAUCAAGCAAUUAAAAACUGUAUAGCCUAGAAGUCAACUCAGUGCUACUUCUUUUUCUGACACUCGCUAUGACAAACAUGCGUCUGACGAAGUGGGUAUUCACCCACGAAAGCUUAUGCUCCAAUACGUCUGUUAGUCUUAAAGGUGCCACAGGACUCUCUGUUGCUUAUGACAAGCAAGUUUGUUUAUGUUUAUGAGAGAUAAUGCUGCUUUGCUUCUAAUUUAUGAUGUCACCUGAAAGUGUGAGAAGGUGUUCACGUCUCACGUUUGUAGCUGGCAAUGCAAGGUAUUUAUGUGCAAGAUAUGCAAAACAUGCCUAUGUCCCUUCAUGCUUCGGCCAUCAUUCCAGUGGACAUGCUUCCAUGCUGAUGUGAAAGUAGAAUGAA
Molecule: messenger RNA, 4807 nt
Organism: Mauremys mutica (yellowpond turtle)
Lineage: Eukaryota; Metazoa; Chordata; Testudines; Geoemydidae
Product: zinc finger protein 850-like
Exons: 4
Coding region: 95-2959 (954 amino acids)
Biological process (GO): regulation of DNA-templated transcription
Source: RefSeq, a predicted model, not a curated record